Molecule: messenger RNA, 2427 nt
Organism: Fonsecaea erecta
Lineage: Eukaryota; Fungi; Ascomycota; Eurotiomycetes; Chaetothyriales; Herpotrichiellaceae
Product: threonine-tRNA ligase
Exons: 2
Coding region: 1-2427 (808 amino acids)
Biological process (GO): threonyl-tRNA aminoacylation
Cellular component (GO): cytoplasm
Molecular function (GO): threonine-tRNA ligase activity; ATP binding
Source: RefSeq, a predicted model, not a curated record
AUGAGCCACCAGAAGAAGGUCAGUCUCAAUCCUCACGAUCUCUGGGGGGUUCUCAAAGGCGACAAUAUGACUCAAAACGGCGCUGCUGGCCCUGACUCAUCGGCCCCUGAGGCCAACAACACCUCCUCAUCAAAGAGACCGGUGAGCCCAACUUCUACCAAGAAAAUCCCCAAUCGACCCAAAACAAUGUCUACCCAAGCAGCACCUCCUGCGGCGCACCAGGCGCCCCAAUCACUGCCGGACUUUAUUGUCGAAAGAAACCAGCUCUUCGACCAGCUGAAGAAGCAGCGUGACGAAGAACUUGCCAGCAGGGAGAAACCAGCCAUCCAGGUCAAAUUGGUUCCCGCCCCCGGCCAGGAGACCACAGUCGAGGGCAAGGCCUGGGAAACCACGCCUGGCCACCUGCUGAAGAAUCUGCCCAAAGAACGGGCGGGUCAAGUCGUGGUGGCCAAAGUCGACGGCGAACUCUGGGAUCUCGACCGACCACUCGAAAAGGACAGCAAGGUGUUAUACCUCACGUUCGACGACCCCGAAGGCCGUGAUGUCUUUUGGCACUCCUCAGCCCACGUGCUGGGUGAAUGUGCCGAGCACGAGUACGGCUGUCGCCUCUCCCACGGCCCUCCGACGGCCAUGGGUUUCUUCUACGACAUGGCGCUCGAACCGGGCAAAGCCGUGCGUGAAGCCGAGUGGCCCUCGCUAGAGAACCGCGCGAAGAAAUUUGCAAAGGACAAACAGGCCUUUGAACGUCUCGAAGUCUCCAAGGACAACCUCCGCAAGAUGUUUGGCUACAGCAAAUACAAGAUGCACUACAUCGAGAAGUUUGUGCCCGACGGCGAAUCCUCCACGGUGUACCGUAACGGCACCCUGGUGGACUUGUGCCAGGGACCCCACAUCCAGAACACCCGCAAGAUCGAAUCCUUCAAGAUCAUGAAGAACAGCUCCGCCUAUUUCCUAGGCGACCAGAACAACGACUCCCUCCAGCGCAUCCACGGCGUGGCUUUCCCCACGAAACAACAACUGAAGGAUUGGGAACAUUUCCUCGAGGAGGCCAAGAAGCGUGAUCACCAGGUCAUUGGCCAACAGCAGAAACUCUUCAUGUUCAGUCGCAUGUCUCCCGGUUCACCGUUCCUCCUCCCACACGGGACUCGCAUCUUCAACGCCCUCCAACAGAUGCUCCGCGAUCAAUACUGGGAACGCGGCUACCAGGAGGUCCAGUCCCCCAACAUGUACGACGUGGACCUCUGGAAAACCUCGGGCCACUGGCAACAUUACCAAGACGACAUGUUCCGGGUGAUUGUGAAGGACGACUCUGCCGACCCCAUGCCCCUGAGCGACAAGAAACCCGACGGCAAAACCCCUCUCGCCGAAAUCAAGGAUAAAGACAAGGGUGUGUUCGCUCUCAAGCCGAUGAACUGUCCCGGCCACUGCCUCAUGUUCCGCGACGAAGAGCGCUCCUACCGUGAACUCCCCUGGCGAGUGGCGGACUUUGGCGUGCUGCACCGCAACGAGGCCUCGGGCGCGCUCUCGGGGCUCACUCGGGUCCGCAAGUUCCAGCAAGACGACACCCACAUCUUCUGCACCAACGAGCAGGUGCAGGGCGAAAUCGAGGGCCUGUUCGACUUCAUGUCCCACGUCUACGGCUUGUUCGGGUUUCCUUUCAAGUUGAAGUUCUCCACCCGGCCCGAAGGGUACAUGGGCACGCUGGAGGACUGGAACGCCGCCGAGGCGCGCCUGAAGCAAGCCCUGGUCAACUUCCGCGGCGACGACUGGGAGAUGAACGAGGGCGACGGCGCCUUUUACGGGCCCAAGAUCGAUGUUACCAUCUCGGACGCGCUGGGCCGCGAGUUUCAGUGCGCCACCAUCCAGCUGGACUUCCAGGGCCCGCAGAACUUCAGGCUCGAAUACCGCACCGGCGAGGGCGGGGAUGUGGCUGCUCAACAGUCCGACGAACACCGCGAGCGCGACCCCAAGGCGCCCGCCCCGGGCAUGGCGCGCCCCGUGAUGAUCCACCGCGCCAUCAUCGGGUCGUUUGAGCGCUUCAUCGCCAUCCUGUGCGAGCACUUUGCGGGCAAGUGGCCGUUCUGGCUCUCGCCGCGCCAGAUCCUGGUCAUCCCCGUCAUGAAGUCGGCCGAGGACUACGUGCGCGAGAUCCAGGGCAUCUUCCACAAGGCGCGCAUGUACGUCGACAUCGACGUCAGCGGGAACACGCUGCAGAAGAAGAUCCGCACGGGCCAGUUGGCGCAGUACAACUUUAUCUUUGUCGUCGGCGCGAAAGAAAAGGAAACCCGCACCGUCAACAUCCGCAACCGCGACGACCCGGACACCCAGAGGAUGGGCGAGCUGAUCCCGCUCGAGAAGGCACUGGAGCGCCUCACCCAGCUGCGCGACGAGAGGAGGCUGGAGAACAGGAUCGACAUGACUCACUAA